AUGAAGGAAACUGGUGUUUUCCUGCUCUUCUCCCUGGUGCUCUGCUGCUACCAAGGAAACACUGAGAUGGAUGGAGCUGCUGGCAAAGGAACAGAGGGAGUUUGUGGCGAUUAUUCCCUAAGAAAAGGUUGUGCAAAGAUCUUCGACCCCGUCUGCGGCACAGACAACCUCCUAUACGACAACGAGUGUAUGUUGUGCUUUCAGAACCUGCAAAGAAACACCAAUGUGCGCAUAAAGAACAGAGGAAUGUGCCAGAAGCCCUCUCCCCAGUCCAACUCCACUCAAAACUAA
Melopsittacus undulatus (budgerigar) is the source of this 291-nucleotide messenger RNA. RefSeq names its product serine peptidase inhibitor Kazal type 1. Bases 1 to 291 code for a protein of 96 amino acids. The transcript has 4 exons. NCBI's taxonomy places the organism in Eukaryota, Metazoa, Chordata, Aves, Psittaciformes, Psittaculidae. The record is from RefSeq and is a predicted model, not a curated record. Gene Ontology annotation, molecular function: protein binding.